AUGGUGAUAGCCCCGGGUCUCAGAUUUCCCAAGGAUGUUCGAAAGCGUCGUGCCUGGAUUAGGGCAAUCAACAGAAAAAACUUUGCACCUAAUGAGUUUUCCUGCAUUUGUUCAGAGCAUUUUGAGUUUGGAUGGCAUAGUGAUGACCCAGAUGAUACCAAUUAUGCCCCGACCAUCUUCUCUUACAAGGAAAAAACAGUUGAUCAUGAGAGAGAAGAGAGAGUAUCAAGAAGAAAUCUGCAGAAGGAAUUGGAAGAGUCUAAAGAAAGAGCUAGAGAGCAGGAAAAUAGGAGUUUGAGCUUUUCUGUGUUUGCCCAUUCUUACAGCAAAGAUAAGGAGGAAGAGAUGAUUUCUGAUCUUGCAGCACCCAUGACAGAGAUUGAAGAUGAUGUAGAGACAGGAGUCAGAUUGACUAGAGACAUAGGUAUUGAUAUUGGAGAACAACUCAUUCACUUCUACAAUAGAAUAAACUACCUGGCACCUAAAUGCGAGAAGAUGGUAUACUGGCGUGGAAGUUCAUCAACCCCUGAUGAGAGGACUAGAUCUAGGCGGUGCACGGCUCUUGAUCCAAUCGACCAAUUCUUAGCAAUCAUGAUGAGACUGAAGGUCGGAUUGUAUGUCCAGGACAUGACAGAGCGGUUUGGUGUGUCCGUGGGUGCAUUCUCUCACUACUUCACCACCUGGGUUUGCCUACUCUACAAGGAACUUAAGGAGCUGAACCCCUUUCCAUCAAGGGAUGUUAUUCAGAGAAACAUGCCGUCAUGUUUUAAAUCUUUUCCUAAUGUAAGAGUUAUACUUUAUUGUACUGAAAUCUUUAUUCAAAGAUCCAGCAGUUUGGUUAAUCAGAAUCAGUCAUUUUCAAAUUACAAGCAUCACACUACUUUAAAAUUCCUUGUUGGAAUCACUCCUUCUGGUGUGAUUUCAUUUGUUUCAGAGGGCUUUGAUGGAAGAGUUUCAGACCGACGGAUGAUUGAGCGCACCUGUAUAUUAGACCUCAUGGAAGAGGGCGAUGGAGUGAUGGCAGACAAGGGUUUUACCAUCAAAAACAUGUUAGAGAAAAAGGGAUGCACUCUUAAUAUUCCACCUUUUCGUUCUUCUUCUAAUCAGUUUACAACUCAAGAAGUUUUAAAUAUUCAAGAAAUUGCUAAAUUAAGAAUUCAUGUGGAAAGAGCUAUUUGCCGCGUCAAAAAUUUUCAUAUAUUUGAUGGUGUUCUUUCUCUUUCUUUAGUGCCAUUAUCAUCCCAGGUGUUUUCUGUUUGCUGUUGGAUAACAAACCUUGAUGUACUUUUGAUUGAAAGUAAGUUCUCAUCAGACAGGAUCAGAGCUUUCAUCGCCAUUUCCCUCGGAUCCUUUGUUGACUCUACCUCCACUUCAGAUUCAAACUCUGGGCUUUCAUCCGGGAUAUUUCACAAGUGAUCCAUGCCUUUCAAAAGAAUUCAUUUAUUAAAUUUAUGUUAUGUUUUCAGAGGAGUUUUAGUUUAAGUUUUUUUUUUAAAUUGUCCAUCAUAUAAGAUGUCAGGGAAUUGAAAUUAUCUGUUGUCGUUAUAAAUGUAUUUUUCUUA
Molecule: messenger RNA, 1562 nt
Organism: Magallana angulata
Lineage: Eukaryota; Metazoa; Mollusca; Bivalvia; Ostreida; Ostreidae
Exons: 7
Coding region: 1-1416 (471 amino acids)
Source: RefSeq, a predicted model, not a curated record